AUGCUGAGAAGAUCAUUGGGGACUGUUAAUACUAUGUUGAUCAAAAGAUCACUUUCAUCCUUAAUUGCAAAACAAGUGUAUUGUAGUAGAAUAUCAACGAAUGCAAAAUCAUGUAUGAAUAAACGAAAUCUAAUAAAUCAUAAUGCAAAAAGGUUUUAUGCGAUGGGUAUAACGACUACUAAAGGAGAGAUUAUCCCAGAUGAAAUUCUACACUUAUCGAUGCAAACAUAUCACGAACAAUCAGAUGAGUUUUUAGAAAAUUUGAUGAAUAUUAUGGAAACUUUAAGUGAAACGUACCCAGAGAAUUUUGGUAGUGAAGUUGAAUAUAGUGAUGGUGUAUUUACUAUGACAGUCCCAAGAGUUGGUUCUUAUAUUAUAAAUAAACAACCAUCUAAUAAGCAAAUUUGGGUUUCUUCACCUAUAUCGGGACCAAAUAGAUUUGAUUUUUAUAAAAAUGAUUGGAGAUCAUUAAGAGAUGGGAAACUUUUGACCGAUUUAUUAAAUGAUGAGUUUAAAGAUAUUGUUCCGGGGGCAUUUGAACUCUAA
Molecule: messenger RNA, 546 nt
Organism: Naumovozyma dairenensis CBS 421
Lineage: Eukaryota; Fungi; Ascomycota; Saccharomycetes; Saccharomycetales; Saccharomycetaceae
Product: frataxin family protein
Exons: 1
Coding region: 1-546 (181 amino acids)
Biological process (GO): iron incorporation into metallo-sulfur cluster; intracellular iron ion homeostasis
Cellular component (GO): mitochondrion
Molecular function (GO): 2 iron, 2 sulfur cluster binding; iron chaperone activity; ferrous iron binding
Source: RefSeq, a predicted model, not a curated record